AUGGUCUCAAUAACCAAGCGGACGAACACCGCCGCCAAGGACAAGGGUCCCACCCGCAAGCGCCGCCGGGUACCCAAUGAAUUAGAAUUAGCAGUACUUGGUGGUGACGAAUUGCCUUUCGAUGUCGUGAUCGAUAUUCUGUCUCGCCUACCAGUGAAAACCCUAAUCCGAUUCAAGUCCGUCUGCAACGACUGGGCCGCCAUGAUCACCAACAACCCACACUUCGUCUCCAUGCACCUCAAAAACUACACCAUUCACUCCCUCUUGUGCACUUACUCUAGCCCCUCUUGGUAUACUCACCGAUCGAUCUCACUCUGCCCCGAACCCAAACCCGGUCAGCGGCGGCUGAUCCAUCAGGGCAAGCAGGUCGCCGAGGAUGUCAUCUGCGGCGGUGGGGAAAGCGGUCUCUUUCUUCUCGGCAAUCCAUAUACGCCCCAUCCUAAUUACCGUCUGUGGAGCCCGGCAACUCGCAAAAUCAAGCUUCUCCCAGAACCUCCCUUGGCGCCCCCAAUUAGCUACCCUCUGGGGCCGAAAUCGAAAUCGCCAGUCUACGCACGGCAUUUCUGCGAUUACUGUGGAGUCGGCAAAGAUCUAGUUGCUAAUGAUGUCAAGGUCGUUCUGAUUCGUAAAUAUAUUUGUCAGCAGGAUGCUAAUGGCUACAAAAUCGUCGCUUCCUCUGCCUUCCCUACACCAGUUUUCGUGUACACACUGCGCAGCAAUUGUUAA
Molecule: messenger RNA, 726 nt
Organism: Linum tenue
Lineage: Eukaryota; Viridiplantae; Streptophyta; Magnoliopsida; Malpighiales; Linaceae
Source: the annotation of a GenBank genome assembly